AUGUCAGACCCAAAAGCGUACGCCAUCGGCUGGAUAUGCUCUAUUACAACGGAAUAUACUGCUGCAAAACAGUUUCUCGACGAGGUACAUGACGAGCCAGACUCAUUAUCAGCCAAUGACAACAACGCCUACACACUCGGCAAGAUUGACAAGCACAAUGUGGUUAUUGCUGUGUUGCCCGAUGGGGAGUACGGAUUAUCCUCCGCAGCACGAGUCGCAGAAAGUCUGCUCCAUAGCUUUCCCAGCGUCAAAAUUGGGUUGAUGGUCGGUAUCGGUGGUGGGGUUCCCAGUGCGAAGUGUGACAUUCGAUUGGGUGAUGUUGUCGUCAGCUCGCCUCGAGAUGGGUUCCUGAAUCAGCCACCAGAAGCACUACGAGCGGCAGUGGUCCAGCUCCAAAGCCACUACGAGAGCGACGGCCAUGAUUUUGACCAAACUAUCAACGCUAUUCUGGAGAAGAAAAAGAGACUCCGAAAGAAGUACAAGCGUCCCGACCCAGGCAGCGACAGACUGUAUCAAAGCACGUUCGUCCAUAAGGCCGAUGGAGAGGACUGUUCGGUAGUCUGUGGGGAUGCAGUGUCCCACUUGGUGACAAGGCAGCAACGAGACGAAGAGGAUGACGAUCCAGCCAUUCAUUAUGACCUUAUCGCUUCGGCAAAUACAUUGAUGAAAGAUGCUUCAAUCCGAGACAAACUAAGUACUGAGAUGGGUGUGCUAUGCUUUGAGAUGGAAGCAGCAGGGCUGAUGAAUCACUUUCCCUGCUUGGUUAUUCGUGGCAUAUGCGAUUAUGCAGACUCCCACAAGAACAUGGAAUGGCAGGGAUAUGCAGCAAUGACUGCUGCCUCCUAUGCCAAAGAUCUUCUCAGAAGGCUCACUUUGGCCAACAUCCAGAAGGAGAAGAAAAUCACUGAAUUAAUCUCGAACAUUGGCGAAAAUACAUACAAGACCGAAUCUCAUGUUGCGAGCUUGAAUUCCACAUUUACUAGCUGGAAAGACCGUCAAAUCCUUGAUUGGCUGACGAAAUUCGAUUAUGGCCCUCAACAGAGCGAUCAUCUUAGCCGAAGGCAACCAGGAACCGGAAUGUGGUUCCUCGAAUCAACGGAGUACAAGAAUUGGCGAGAUUCUGAUGCGCAGAUACUUUUCUGUCCAGGAAUGCCUGGAGCUGGGAAGACAAUAUUGACUUCUAUAGUGGUUGAAGACCUUACUGCUAGAUGCUCGAUUGACCCCACUGUUGGCCUUGCAUAUGUCUUUUGCGACUUCCGACUGGAAGAUCAACAGAGUGUUGGGCACAUGCUAGCCAGUAUUCUCAAGCAACUUGCUCAACGCCAAUCCUCUCUGCCUGAAAGCGUUAAAUUACUUUACGACCACCAUGAGCCGGCACGGACUAGACCCUCACUUGAGGAACUAUCAAAGUGUAUCCAAUCUGUGAUAGCAACUUACAGAACGGUCUUCCUGGUUAUCGACGCGCUUGACGAAUGCCAGAAAUCGAAUGACUGUCAAAACAUAUUCAUAGAUCAUCUUCUUCACAUUCACAGGAUUGAGAAAACAAGCCACUCAAAGAUGCUGGUUACUUCCCGGCCGAUCCCAGAAAUCGCGGAGAGAUUUCGCGGCGUGGAGUUGAAGAUCCGCGCUGAUCAAAGUGAUGUGGAAACCUAUUUAUACGGCCGCAUUGCCCAAGCGGGAUCGGGAAUCCUCAUUUUGUACAAGCAAGAAAUAGUGACUCAGAUUACUAGAUCUGUCGAUGGAAUGUUUCUGCUAGCGCAACUCCACUUUGCCACCAUCAAAUCAAAACUGACACCCAGGGCCGUGAUGGAAUCUUUGAGUGCUCUUCGCUCAGGAAUUGAGGCAUACAACCAGGCAUAUGAUAAUGCCAUGGAGCGGAUCAAGGCUCAAAAUCGGGAUGCCUCAAACCUCGCAAUGGAAACUCUGAAAUGGAUCACUCAUGCCAUCAGGCCCCUUGAAAUCCAGGAACUCCGCGAGGCCCUGGCGGUGAAGCUGGGCACACGGGAACUGGAUCGCUACAAUAUGCCAGAUAUCAGAGAUAUAGUAUCCGUUUGCGCAGGUCUAGUCAUGGUAGACGAGAACAGCGACAGCAUUCGUUUGGCUCACUACACCACACAAGUCUAUUUCAAAACAAAUCAAGACUCAUUCUUCCCUAAUGCCCAGGCGAUGUUAGCCCAGACUUGUGUUACAUAUCUGUGUUUCGAUAUAUUUGACAGUGGUUUUUGUCAAAAUCGCAAGGACUUUGCAGCUCGGCGCCAACACUAUGCACUCUAUAAGUACUCAUCAAAAUAUUGGGGGCUUCAUGCCCGCGGAACGGAGAUCGAAUCAGCAAGUCUUACCCUCGAAUUUCUCAGAAAUGGUCACAAAGUGUCUGCCUCUGCCCAAGCUUUUAUAGAAAAAUAUCGGCCUUGGUUAAGCAUGUGGCUCGGCCCAAGUCUCUCUUUCUCUGGCCCCUCCUACUGCUCCUCCUACUAUGAUGUUGCAUCUGAGAGUCGUGGCUCCCGGAAUGAUGGUUAUGAGGCCAAUGGCUCCAAGUGGGGCUCUGACUGGGAUGAUAGAACCGAACAGGAGAGCCUUGUCAAUCAUACCCCAGAGGAACCUAGCUCGCUGGAUGAUAUACCCAUCCCUGAUGUUCCCUCGGUUGAUGAAAUUUCUCGAUAUUCCUGCCAGACAAGUCCAUUGAAUAUCCACGUGAUUACAGGUCUUCAUCUCGCAGCUCACUUUGGUUUGAGCGAGACCGUCGAUCAACUCCUCAAUUCCAAGCAGAAUCCAGAUGCGAUAGACCAUGACGGCUACACACCCGUACACUGGGCUUUGAGGGCGCGUCAAAGUAUAGUUGCCCAAAAGCUAGUCAGGAAUGGGGCCAGCUUAGAAUUGCGAGAUAAAACAGGCCGAACCCCGCUUACCUGGGCUAUCAUCGAUGCUGAUUUGGAUGUUGUUGAGCUGCUACUCAAAAACGGAGCAGACCUGGAAUCGCGAGACCAAACAGGCCGAGCCCCACUUUCCUGGGCUGUUACUGAUGCUCGACUGGAUACUAUUGAACUAUUACUCCAGAAUGGAGCAGACCUGGAAUCGCGAGAUGAAUCAGGCCGAACACCUCUUUCAUGGGCAGUCGAACGUGACUAUACAUAUACAAAAGAUUUGCUACUUGAGAUCGGAGCAGACCUGGAAUCGCAAGAUACGGCAGGUCAAACACCUCUUUUCAGGGCAGUCGAACGACACUCGUUAUCUGCGACAAAAUUGCUACUUGAGAACGGAGCAGACCUGGAAUCGCGGGAUGAAACAGGCCGAACACCUCUUUCCUGGGCAGUUAAAUAUCGCCUUAGAUCUGUGACAAGAUUACUACUUGAGAACGGAGCCGACCUGGAAUCGCGAGAUAAGACAGGCCGAACACCUCUUUCCUGGGCAGUUACGACAGGGGAUAGGGGAGUCGUCGAGCUGCUACUUGAGAAAGGAGCUGAUAUGAACGCAAGAGAUGAUUCAGGCCAGACUCCAUUAGACUUGCGAGAAAGCCUCACUAACAAAGGAUACUGGAGGCAACAAGGCUUUCAGGAUGAUGGCUGCAAAGGAGAGGGGCUGAGAAUGUUUCCAAUGAAAAUUUCUAGGCGAUUCGAAAGCGGUUGA
Molecule: messenger RNA, 3624 nt
Organism: Penicillium olsonii
Lineage: Eukaryota; Fungi; Ascomycota; Eurotiomycetes; Eurotiales; Aspergillaceae
Source: the annotation of a GenBank genome assembly